Molecule: messenger RNA, 2631 nt
Organism: Doryrhamphus excisus (bluestripe pipefish)
Lineage: Eukaryota; Metazoa; Chordata; Actinopteri; Syngnathiformes; Syngnathidae
Source: RefSeq, a predicted model, not a curated record
UUAAAAGAAACAUGGCGACAGGUGUCCCGUCUCACGCGCUCUCUGCUUAUCACGAUCAAUAAGAAAGUAAAACAAGCUCGUUCGGGGAAUUAAAGACGAGCAAAGUCGACGUCGGUAUCCGCCGCUAGUGUACUUUUGCGUGGCAUCAACAGGUGUCGGGUCUAGCCAGCCCGGUUGAUGGUGGCUCACUUCCUGUUGGACGACUCAACGGCUGGCCACUGCGCAUGCGCCAAUUAACUCGAAGCUUACACGCCUGCCUCGGGCAACCUCCCCCCUUCACACACACGUUAGCUUCGGUGUGUUUUUUUAACAGGAAGUAUAAUAACUCACCUGACAGCAUGUGACUUUUAAAAGUAUUUCACACGAAGUCACCAUGAUGAGAGAAGUUGCUGAGUCACCUUCGGCUCAAUUCGAGAGUCCCUGCCACUCACGAGGUCUCAGACAUUCACGGAUUUGUGGCAAAACGACGGUGGCUUUGAAGGUUUGGCCUUUUUUUUUUAUUUCCGCGUGUGUUAGAAGUGUUUUUGGAGUUUUAAAAAAUCUACAUUUCUGAAAAACUUUUCAUAAAAAUGCUAAAAAUGGAGGACCAAAGUGGUGGUGUUGCCAGUAUGGAUCCAAAAUGGAGUCACAUGACUGCACCACAGCGCCAUCUUCUGGCUUGGCGUGCGUAUUACGUGUGUUUUCACGCCUCGUUGUUGACAUAAAAAGAGUAUAAAAAGGGAUGGAGGCCGAUGUGGAGGUGCAGGCACAGGGCUCCCUGGACCUGAGCCACCUGACUGAGGAGGAGCAGUCCAGCAUCCUGCAGGUCUUGCUGCGAGACAUGGACCUGCGGCGCCGCGACGAGGGACGCAUAAGGAUGCUGCAGCAGACCAGGACCGACCCCACGCUCCUGCGCACCCUAUCGGGGGCGUGGUUCAGCGAGGCGUCCAGCAGGCGCCACCGCAGCCGCAUGUCCGGCUCGGACCUCGUCCACGCCACCAUACGCCGCAAGACGUCAAAAUGCAGCGAUGUGCCGAUUACCAACCUGUUCAACGGGAGAAGGGAGGAGCAGGAGGAGGAGCAGCCGUCAAAAAGCCCCUCCCUCGAAGGGAAGAGUCGACUGAAGGAGUCGACGGAGGAGAGCGCAGAGAGUCAAGCCAGUUUUGAAUCUGCGGCCAUCAGGAAAAGUCCGACAACCAAGGACGCGUACCAGCGGUACAAGAGGGAGUCUGUGUCGCUGUGCAGCAUCCUCAGCGACUCGGAGCCGUCGUCUUUGAAAAGCAACAACUUUCACUCCAGCGCCGCGCUGGGCAGCGGCAUGAGUCUCUUCAGCUCGGGGGUCUUCGGGGCGGUGGAGGUCAAAGGCCGUAUGCAGUUCUCGCUGGCGUUCGACGGCCACAAGGAGGAGCUGCGUGUCAAGGUGCACCGCUGCGAGGACAUCUCGUGCGUGGGCAACAACCGCUCUGACCCAUACGUCAAGUCCUACCUGCUGCCCGACAUGUCCAGUCGCGGCAAGAGGAAGACGGCGGUGAAGAGGAAGACGCAGAAUCCCGUCUUCGAGCAAAUUCUCAAAUACAAGUUGCGAGCCAACGAGAUGAAAAGCCGCACCUUGAACCUGUCGGUGUGGCACGCCGAGCCCCUGGGGAGGAACGUGUUCCUGGGCCAGGUGGAGGUGGCGCUGGGCCUCUGGGACUGGACCUGCACGCAGCCCCUCUGGCAGGACCUGCAGCCGCGGGUGGGCGGGAGUCAAUUUUACGUGCCGCCGGAGAGCAUCAGCAGCCGCGGGAGCCUCCUCUUCUCCAUCAAGUUCAUCCCAGAAGGCUUCGAGGAAGGUGGCCUGCCGCUCACGGGAGAGCUCCACAUCUGGCUGCAGGAGGCCCAAGGCCUGCUGUCCAAAAAAGGAGGCGCUAUUGACUCGUUUGUGAGAAGUUACAUCCUGCCAGACGCCGGCUGUCAGAGCGGCCAGAAGACGCAGGUGGUGAAACGCGCCGUCAGCCCCACGUACAACCACACCAUGGUCUACGACGGCUUCCAGACCAGCGACCUGGAGGAGGCUUGUGCCGAGCUGACCGUGUGGCAGCGCGAGGGCUUCAAAUUGCACAUGAUAGGCGGGGUCCGCCUCAGCUGCGGAACAGGUCAGAGCUACGGCGACGCCGUCGGCUGGAUGGACUCCACGGAGGAGGAGGUGUCCGUGUGGUCCUCCAUGAUCAAAAACCCAAACCACUGGGUCGAAACCACACUGCCCAUCAGAACCAACCUCACGCAACGCUCCUCCAAUUGACCGGGACUGAAAAACUUGUUACAUUAGCUCACUUUUUUCUAACAAUUCCCCUCCAAAUAGACUUUGUGGACGAAUGGAUCACCUUUCUGUUAGAAAACCUGCUAGUUUUUAUCUCGCGCGACGGCUGUGACCUUGUUUUCCUUCUUAUGUAAUUAAAUAACAAACCUGUUUUCUAGGUUGGCUGCUCGGUGGAAAUAUUAUACUAAACAGACACAUUUAGUCAGAUGAGCUGGGAAUGCAGAAGAGCGGUCAUGCCCGAUACAAAUGCAAUGGUGACAAUGCAUACGCUACCGGUCAAAAGUUUAGAGACACUUGGUGCUCUCUUUCUCUCUCGCCUGUUCAGAGACCCAUUCAACAGGAUACUAAAGUGU